UGUCUCAUUGCUUAUUUCUGUACUUGAGGCCCCUGCUAGAAGCUGAACUUGAGCUCAGGUGUCAUCUGCUCUACAUCGCCCCCUGCUGCCAUGGACAACGUUCCCAGGAGGAGGAGGAUGAGUUCAGGGACAUGGUGGUCCAGGCCUGCCUGGUCCCCUCGUCGCAGGAUGGCGACGACAGCAGCGAUUUGUACUCCGGCAGUCCCGUCAGCAGCUCAGGUUCUCACAGCGGAUUCUACUCCUUCGUGGAAGACCCGACCAGCCCGGAAGCGGAGCAGAACGAGGCGUGGAUGGUCUCGCCUCAGCGGCAGGUGAAUCUCACCACCCUAAAGGAGGACAAGGCCUUCAAAGUGCAGACGUACAACAGUGGCAGGAAACCGGAGAGUAUGUUCUCAGAGUCCGAGUCUCCGUACACACUCCAGCCGGAAGACCCAUGUAGAGCAUUUGGGGAGGAAGAAGAGAAGCAACUGAGGAAGGACAUAAUUCGGACGCAAGCCCCAAAGAAGAAGUCAACGUCCAAGCUAAGCUUGCUGGAGGAGGAGGAUUGCAAUACAUCUACAAAUAUGCUGACGCAAGGUUUCGGUGUGAGCUACAGUGCGGUCGGGCUAGAACCCUGCCGCCCUGUCGACCCCGAAACAAUCGUCAGGGACCAGAUAGACUUCAGUGCAGCGCGACAGCAGUUCCUGAAGCUCGAGCAGAAUAUGCAGAAUUCCCCCGUCCUGCCUUCUAAGUCAAGUGUGCCCUGGAAGGUGGAGGGAGACGACGCAACAAGGUCAGAACCAUCUGGUAAAGGAAAAACCUCAGUGGACAGAAGAACAACUGAGAAUUACCUCAAUGAUGAAAACUUCUUUAAGGAGGACUCGCUGGGGGACGAGGUGUUUGAUGAAAGCAUACAACAAGAUGGAAGGAAAGUAAGGUUCUGCCUUCAUCACGAGACCCCGAUUGAGCAGGAGAUACGCUUAGUUCAGGAACGUGAGGAGAACCUCAGACACACGCGAGGCCUAAAGCAUAGUGAGGGAUGCUCAGAGUUGGUGGAGAUACGAGCCAAGCAUAUGCAAUCACCGCUAGCCUCUAUCAAGGCCAAACAGAAGAAGCAUGUGGGUUUCAUCGUUCAGGGACACAACCCGAAAGAGAACCAUAAGCAGCAGGGCCCAGAUCCACCGCAGGUAUUUUCAGACACAAAGGAGGAUGUGCAGAACUUGCAGGACCCAGAAGUCUCUCUGUCCUCCUGUUGUCCUGAUGAAACCUUUUACACCGGUCCAUCGUCCUGGACCAGAACUCAUUCUUGGAGGGACAACCAGGAGUCUACUGGCCUACAUUGUGGGAAAAAAGGGGCCCUGAAUUUUAUCGAGAAGGAAAUCCAAGAGGCUCUGCAACGAGAGCAGGAGCUUCGCCAGUUGAGAGAGUCUAGAAAGUCGAGAGAGUUCGGAGAGUACAGAGUGUAUAGUGAGUCUGGAGAGUCUGGAGAGUUCGGAGUGUUUGGAAAAUCGAGAGAGCAUGGACAGUCCAGAGUGUUCGGAGUAUCCAAAGUGUCCGGAGAGUUCGGAGACUCUGGAAGGUUCCGAGAAUCUGGAGUGUCCAGAGUGUUUGGAGAGUCAAGAGAGCAUCGAGAGUCCGGAGUGUCCGGAGUACCCAGAGUGUCUGAAGCGUCCGGAGAAUUCAGAGAGUCUGGAGUGUCUGGAGAGUCGAGAGAGCAUGGACAAUUCAGAGUGUCUGGAGAGUUCCGAGAGUCUGGAGUGUCCAGAGUGUUUGGAGAGUCGAGAGAGCAAGGAGAGUCCAGAGUGUCCGGAGUACCCAGAGUGUCCGGAGAGUUCCGAGAGUCUGGAGUGUCUGGAGAGUCGAGAGAGCAUGGACAAUUCAGAGUCUCCGGAGUAUCCAGAGUGUACGGAGAGUCCGGAGAGUUCCGAAAUUCUGGAGUGUCCAGAGUGUUUGGAGAGUCGAGAGAGCAAGGAGAGUCCACAGUGUCCGGAGUGUCCGGAGUACCCAGAGUGUCGGGAGAGUCUAGAGAGUCCAAAGAGUCGAUAACACCCAGAGAGCCAGGAGGGUCCUGUCUCUUCUCUCCAGCCCCUCUGGUGGUGCAGGCCCCCACAAUGACCUCCAACCAGAUUUACCUGACAAAAAACUCAGGGUCCUGUUCCUCCGUCUCCUCGUUGACCACCUCCCACGCCCCGCCCCCCUCCAAGGGCCUGACGGGGACGCUGCUGCGGGGCCUUGAGGAGGAACGAUUGAGACUCAAGUUGGACGAGAGCUCGUACGCCGGGAUCCAGCCCAUCGAUGACGUCAACAACCAGGUGGUGGAGUCCACGCGGGUAGUUCGCCAUAAAAACCAGCGAGCUCUACGCUGGGAGGCGGGGUUUUUUGCCAACCAACUGGACCAGUGAGAAGAUCCAGAUCCACAUACUGAGUACAGGUCCAGGUCAAUGGUACCGAGUCAGUGGAAUGGUUGGUGUGUGCGUCAGGAGAGGACGUGGACAAGAUGACUGUCAUUACUGGCUCGGGAUGAGGAUGAUGGAGCUCAAAAUGAACGCUGAUCAGUUUCUUCAAUCAUAAAAAAACAUGUUCACUGUUUCCAUGGCAACAUGCUGGUUGGCCUCCAGGGAGGAGGUGUUUUGUGUGUGUGUGUGUGUGUGUGUGUGUGUGUGUGUGUGUGUGUGUGUGUGUGUGUGUGUAUAUCAAAGCGCCUUAUCGCCAUCAGCACUGUUUCCAUGGCUACUGCAUGAUGAGCCUAAAGUUGCAGGACAUAAGGUAGCUUGUGUGUUUUAGACAUAGAAUAAACUU
Molecule: messenger RNA, 2778 nt
Organism: Entelurus aequoreus (snake pipefish)
Lineage: Eukaryota; Metazoa; Chordata; Actinopteri; Syngnathiformes; Syngnathidae
Gene: misp
Product: mitotic spindle positioning
Exons: 6
Coding region: 132-2381 (749 amino acids)
Source: RefSeq, a predicted model, not a curated record